AUGGAAGGAGGAGAAGAAGAAGUGAGUAUUCAGGAGCUAGCUUCGAAUCUCUCUACGUACAAAGAGCAGCUCGAAACGGUUAGGCAGCUUCUAUCCGACGACCCUAGAAACUCUGAAUAUGCAGACAUGGAAAAAGAGCUUAAAGAGGUGAUUGCGUUGACAGAGGAACUUCUUGCAACUGCAAAGCAGAAUGAGAUAUCUCUAUCAGAUGCUGGAGCUAGUGCCGUAGAAACUGCUGAUAUACCUGAUGAUGAACUAGAGGCUGCUUGGGGGAAAAAGAGUUCAAGGAAUGACCCAGUUCAUGAGGGUAAGUUCCCCGUUGGAACAAAAGUUCAAGCUGUCUUUAGUGACGAUGGCGAAUGGUAUGAUGCGACCGUUGAGGCACAUACUGUAAAUGGCUAUUAUGUUUCCUAUGAUGAGUGGGGAAACAAGGAAGAGGUUGAUCCAGAUAAUGUGAGAGCGAUAGAGAACAAUGCUCUCUUGGAAGCUGAGAGACUAGCUGAAGCUACCAAGAAUGCUCUCAAAAGAAAGAUUGAGCAAUCUGCGAGUUCUGAUUAUCAGUCUCGAACUUUACCAGCAAAGCUUAAAAUUGACCCUAAUGAUCCCGAGGAUGUGAAAAUUGCAAAGCGUAAGAAGAUACAUGCUUUCAAGUCAAAGGAGAGGCAGGAGAAACUCGAGGUUGCACAGAACAAGAAACAGAAUGCGUGGCAACAGUUUCAGACGACAAAAGCCAAAACUAAAAAGGUAGGGUUCUUCACAGGGAGGAAGAAAGAGAGUAUUUUCAAAUCUCCAGAAGAUCCGUUUGGAAAAGUGGGUGUGACUGGAAGUGGUAAAGGUUUGACCGAUUUCCAAAAGCGAGAGAAGCAUCUUCAUCUCAAGUCUGGUAACGGUGAGGGCACUGAUGAAUGA
Molecule: messenger RNA, 909 nt
Organism: Microthlaspi erraticum
Lineage: Eukaryota; Viridiplantae; Streptophyta; Magnoliopsida; Brassicales; Brassicaceae
Source: the annotation of a GenBank genome assembly